Messenger RNA from Cotesia glomerata, 1428 nucleotides. RefSeq lists its product as uncharacterized. The transcript has a single exon. Lineage: Eukaryota; Metazoa; Arthropoda; Insecta; Hymenoptera; Braconidae. The record is from RefSeq and is a predicted model, not a curated record. The coding region runs from base 1 to 1428 and encodes 475 amino acids.
AUGUAUUCGGUUGAGUGGCAAAAGCGAGGAUUACCUCAUGCACACAUUUUGGCUUGGUUCAUCGACAAAAUCCGUCCUGAAGAAAUCGAUAGUAUCAUUUCUGCGAAAAUUCCAGAUCCAUCCACUGACCAACUGCUGUUUGAUAUUGUUACAACAAACAUGAUUCAUGGUCCAUGUGGUACUCUUAAUAGUUCAUCGCCUUGCAUGGCUGAUGGAAAAUGUACUAAAAAUUUCCCUAAAGAUUUUACCAAUGAUACGGUCACAAAUGUCGACGGAUACCCAAUAUAUCGUCGAAGAAAUCCUAAAAAUGGCGGACAAUCAUUUAUUAAAAAUAUCAUCAACACAGACAUUGAUAUUGACAAUCGUUGGGUGGUGCCAUAUUCGCCUCUGCUGAGCAAGACAUAUAAUGCUCAUAUUAAUGUUGAGUUCUGCAGUUCUGUGAAGAGCAUCAAAUACAUUUGCAAGUAUGUCCAUAAAGGCAGUGAUAUGGCUGUAUUUAGAGUGGAAAAUACUAAUGUGAAUGCUCCUCCAGUGAAUAAAAACGAUGAAAUAACGGCUGUAUUUAGAGUGGAAAAUACUAAUGUGAAUGCUCCUCCAGUGAAUAAAAACGAUGAAAUAACGCUCUACCAAAUUGGUCGGUACAUCAGCUCCAAUGAAGCUGCUUGGCGUAUCUUUGGUUUUCCAAUUCAUGAACGGGAUCCAGCAGUUGUUCAGUUAGCCAUCCAUCUUGAAAACGGUCAGCGUGUAUUUUUCACGAACGAGACAGCGAUUGAUCGUGCAAUAAAUCCACCUAAAACUACACUCACUGCAUUUUUUGAAUUGUGUAAUCGUGCGGAUGAUUUUGGUGCCUUUGCACGUACUUUACUCUAUUCACAAGUACCACGCUAUUUCACAUGGACUCAAACAAAAACAUGGAUGCCCCGCAAGCAAGGCUCACCAGUUGCUGCAUGUCUCAAUUUAUUUAAAUCAAACGCCUUGGGGCGAUUAUUUACAGUCAAUCCAAGACACACGGAGUGCUUUUAUCUUCGACUGUUGUUGGUUAAUGUUACUGGCCCAUUAUCAUUUCAAGAUAUACGUAAAGUGAAUGGGCAACAAUAUCCAACGUAUAAAGAUGCAUGCCUUGCACUCGGCUUGCUGGAAGACGACAACCAGUGGGAAUGCAUGCUUGCUGAAGCUGCAUUGAACUGUACAGCAAUACAAAUUCGUCUACUAUUCGCUAUAGUGUUGACUACAUGUUUCCCAGCCCGAGCACAGAUAUUAUGGGAAAAUCACAAAGAUUCAAUGACUGAUGAUAUAUUGCAUCAACAUCGUAUACGGUGCCACGAUCUAACCAUAACAUUCAGCGACGAAAUGUACAAUGAAGCAUUGAUUGCUAUUGGGAUCUUUGCAUUGUCAUUGCCAACUUACCACUUAGUAAUUUCGGUAUGA